Xyrauchen texanus (razorback sucker) is the source of this 7661-nucleotide messenger RNA. RefSeq names its product telomere-associated protein RIF1-like. The transcript is spliced from 36 exons. The coding region runs from base 144 to 7397 and encodes 2417 amino acids. Gene Ontology annotation, cellular component: nucleus. Gene Ontology annotation, biological process: telomere maintenance. Lineage: Eukaryota; Metazoa; Chordata; Actinopteri; Cypriniformes; Catostomidae. The record is from RefSeq and is a predicted model, not a curated record.
UUUUCGCGGGGUGUGAGGAGUGGACAGACAGAGCACAACCUUUAUCGUUUAUAAACACUGCAGUAAAAAAAAUAUAAUAUAGAGCUCGUGUUAAUGAUACCGCCUUCAUUUGAUAGAGUGUCUGCUGCCGUGAGGUUGUUAGGAUGAUGGCAGCAGUGCCUCUAUCCAGUGCCAGCCUCCUUCCUCUUCUGGAGUGUCUGGAGGAUGCUACAGCCGGGCUGUCGGAGCAGACAGAUGCCUACAUCACCAUCGCAAACCGUCUCAAUGGAGAAGAAGGACGACAGUUUCUGCCUGUAGUUGUGAAGCAUUUUGCACGCCUCAGUAAAGUCCUUCUGGUUCACAUCUCCAGUGAGAGUGAGGACCUGUGUCAAGCUGCACUGCAGGCCCUGGGCUUCUGUGUCUUCCAUUCUCACAUUGUUUCAGUUAUCCCAGCAAAUGUUUCAGAAGAUAUACUUUCUACGCUUUGUAAUGUUGUGGUAAAUUUCAAAGAAAAAUUUACGUGCACUCGAGCUUUAUGGGUUAUUUCAAAACAGAAUUUCCCUCCAGAGGUGGUGGCCAAAAAGGCCCCAGAGAUUCUCAAGAGCCUGGAGGUCAUGCAUACCAGAGAAUUACAGUCCAUCCUCAUUGAUCAUGAGUCGCUCAAUGUUAUCAUAAGAUUGCUGGAGCAGGCUCCCCCUCAGAUGGCUGCUGGAGCCGUGUGCUGGGCAAAGUUGGUUGUUCCUCUGGUAGUUCACUCGGCCAAUAAAGUGCGCUUGCGUGCAGCAGCAGCCCUGGAGCUGGGCAUGCCUCUUCUUCUGGAGAAACAGCAGGAGGUGGCAGCAAUUGUAGAGCCAAUGAUGUCCUCUACUCUCAUCCCUGAAAUGCAGAAACUGUUCACUUCAAGAAAUGAGAUGAAUAUGCUUAAGUUGUGGCCCUUAUUUGUGAGGCUUCUGGGAAAGUUGCUUCACAAAGGUGGCGCUUUCAUUAACUCCUUGUUAUAUUUGGAGGAGUUAGGUUUCCGCAGCUCAUCUCCCAAUAUUAAGAAGAUUGCCUUCAUAGCUUGGAAGAGCCUUAUUGACAACUUUGCCCUUAAUCCGGAUAUCCUUUGCAGCAACAAGCGUCUGAAGCUUCUCAUGCAGCCACUCAGCUCCAUACAUGUCAGGACUGAAGCUCUAUUGCUCACUAAGCUCGAGGUGUGGUGGUAUCUCACGGUCAAGCUUGGGCCCAACUUGGCUGCUAACUUUGAGCAGGUUGGCAUACCGCUGCUGCACAGCACGCUUCCUACUGAUUCUCCACUACAGUCCCCAGCUACACCCGCUAGAACCCCUAACCCAAGUAAUGGUACACCUAACACACCUAAAUCAGGUAUUCCAUCUUGUAGCACUCCGAACACUACUCCUCGUAUGAAUCUGAACAGCAGUAUGCAAGCAGUGCAGUCCUAUUGCUCCAUUCAGCUACUAGGGCUGGAGAUGCUUCUGCAGUGGCUCUUGGGUCCAGAAGUUACAAGCACUGCUGCCAAAGAAAAUCUUCAGCUCAGUCUGGAGCCCCUGACUCACUCACUCCUUACCAGCCCCUCAUCCUUCAGUAGACAUGCCUCUAUCCUCAUUUCAGCAGCCAGAGAUGGCUUCAUUGCUGUGGGAAAACAUGCUCCAGAAGCACUUCUCAAUCUUGUUUGGAGCAGUCUCAUUGGUUUUGUCAGUGCAACAAUAGAAGCUGGUAAUAAGAAGGAGCGGCAGGGUUCAGAGGUCCUCACCUUUCUUCUACAGGCUCUACAGUCCAUCCUGUCCUCAGUUGUUUUGCCUCCGGAGCGUGCUCUGCUUUUGUUGGAAGCAACUGUUAAGGGAAUACCUCAAAAAGUGCUUGGUUCUGCAGCCUAUCAAGUGGCAAACAUGGAUGUGUUGAAUGGUACACCAGCACUUUUUCUAAUACUGCUUUUCUACAACAGUAGCCAGCUCUCAUCAUUUCUUGAAGAUGAGAGAUUUUUUACAAGCCUGGAAAUCCUUGUAAGUUGUGGGUUUUGUGGACAGACAUCCCCCCUGGCUUUUGGAGAAGCUGUUUUAGGAGCAAUUAGUGGGAGUGUGGAGGCUGUUAAGAACAAGAAGCAGCUCUGUAGAAUGUGGAGUGUGGUGGUUACCCCUCUAACUAAUACCAUCACUCAGACCAAUGAAGUGAAUCAAGGAGAUGCUUUGGAGCACAAUUUCAGCGCCAUUCACAGUGCCUUGAUGUUCCCAGUCAUUCACCUGUUGCCUAGUUCAGCCCUAUCUCAAACAACCCAAAAGACCAUGAUCAGUACAUGGUCCAAGCUUUAUAAGGCUUUUGCCCGCUGCUCAGCUUUGGUAGCCACCGCAGAGGAGAAUGUGUGCUGUGAAGAGCUGUGUGCCAAGAUCUCUGUCUCUCUUUAUGGUGAUGCUCUGAAAAGUCCCUCUAUGUUAGAUGCAAUAGCUAAUGUCUUGCUGAUCAUCACAGAGAGUAUGGACUUCUCUCCUUACACCGCACAGUUCCAGCAGAAGAUGAAAUCUCCUCAUACACCCUUGAGUUGGGCACGGAAGAGAAACAAAGCCCUGGGGAAUUUCUCGAACUUCCAUGCUCUCCUGAUGCAGACUCUUGAAGCAUUUCUUGCUUUGAACCCAUCAGAAGCAUCUGCAGAGCCCAAUUGUGGGCUUGGCUUGACACUGAUCUCUAUUUUUUCAAUCCUUUUUACUAACAUCAAAAUGCCCACAUUCAUACAAGAAGUGCUCUCAACCAUCACCAAACCACUCGCACGUUUUUUUGAACAAUUCCCAAGUUUUGAUGAAGAGUCAAAGCAUAGUGCAGCACUACCCAAGUUAGAGAAACUGGCUGCAGACCUGCUUUGCUGUCUUCAGACACACUCAACUCUGCACGACGAUGAGCUGCUUGCUGUGUUGUCACCCUUGCUUUGUGUGCUUUUCCCACACAAGAGCAAGCAAAUUCGCACUGUGGUCACUCAGUUUUGGAAUGCCACGUUUGGAAAUAUGCUCUCAUUGAUUUACCCAGAGGCUCUAAGGGCUGUUUUAAAUCAGGCUAAGGAGAAGACUCCAUUGAUAUUACCUGGAUUUAAAGCCGUUACUACCCCAGAUGAUUGCAGUGAACCAUAUUCGAGUGAGAGUUCUCAGCUGGACCCUCAGGUCAGUGGUGUAAAGGUGACCUCUGUGGGAAAGAGGAAUUCUCUUUUUUCUAGGGCAGAAAAUCUGAAAGAAAGAAGCUCUGUAACUAAGCCUGUGUCUGUUAAGCUGGAUUUUGGAUCCCCCAAGCCUUUGAGGUGUGAAGCUAUUGAGGAGGCGGCAUCAGUGGAUUUUGUUUUUAUUCCACCUGAAACUAAGGAGAGAGUGCUGACUGAGCACCAGAAAGAGGUCAAAAGGACUAAAAGAGCUGAUAUUCCUGCUUUGUACAAUAAUCUGGAUGCCUCCCUUGACACCGCAGUCUUUACACAAUACUCUCAAAGUCAGGAGGAAUCCAUGGACAAAUUGACAACAGAUGAAAAAGAUCUACUAACAGAAGAAAAGAUUCAGCUGAAGGAGGUUGCCACAAUUAAGGAUCCAAUCGCAGACGUUAAGUUAAUCCAAGAUGCCACCAGAUCAGACCUAGAAACAACAGAAAAAGCUAAGAUGCAAUCGCCAUCUAGAGAUGUCUCGGUGGAUGAUGUGAGUGACCAUGAGAAAAGUGGAUUAGAGGAGAUCAGCCCUAAUGUUUCAAGUUCAUCUGAUAUGAUAACCGGUACACCACCUCAACCCAACAGCAGGCGUCAGUCUUUCAUAACUUUAGAGAAAUAUGUUGAGGGGAAGCCAUCUAGUCCCGCCGGUGUUACAUUUACUGGUCCAUUCACUCGGAAAUCAAACAGACUGGAUUCUUCAAAGGCAUUGCAGACUAGUCCUAAUGCCUCUUUGGCCUCAGAACCUUUUACGGAGGAGGACUCUCAAAAGAUUUGCAGCACUGAGCUAUCUGCUCAAAAUGAGGAAGAACGCAUGGAGGCAAAAGAUGACAUUAAGUCAACAAAUAGUCAUCCUUGCAAAGGCACAGAUGAGGAAGAGAAUGACGUGGUCCCAGAUACCCAGACUCAAGUAUCUAAUGGAAAAGAAAUGUUGGAUAUUAAGAAUAGUCCUGUGUUCAAAGCCAGUGUGCAGGACACAAGUGCCAUUGUAUCUGAAAAAGCCUCUUAUGAGGGAGAUUCACAGACUCUUCCUGAUUCUCAAAGUGAUCUUAGCUCAAGUCAAGAACCAAGAAGGUCAGGCAGACGUCGAAGUCGACCUCUUCGUCCAGGAGAGGAUCCAGUGGCGAGGGAGCCUGAGAGCCAAUCGCCAGAAAAAAAUCAGGUUGCAGAGCUGAAAAAUGCACACAAGCCCACUCUAGCUCCUACUACAUCAACAAAUAGCACUUUGCCUGGGAGGAGCCUAAGAAGUAAGAUUCUUGAGGAGAGUAAAGCUGAAAAUGACCUGCUAAAGAAUAAAGGGGUGGAAGGAGAGCCUAGCCAAACUGAUUCACAGAUUUCCUCUGCAGAGUCUUCUAAGGCACUUUCACAGAGAAUAGGUAUGUUUGGGAAUAAAGAAACUGAGUCUUCUCAUGAGAGGUGUCCUGUAGCUCGAUCUGAUAGCCAAUCUAAAGAGAGACUGUCACCUCUUAAUGAGCCUGAGAGUCUGUCACCAGGUAGACCUAUGAGGAAGACUAGAAUGAGCAGUGCCAAUCUUGAGGGAUUUAAAGAAAAGAAAGAGGCAGAUGAAAACACCCAAAAUAAUUCUCAAAACGCAGUAUCCGCUUCGAGAAAAAAAAUUACACAUCCACCGGUUUCUGAUAUAGAGCCUCAAAGCCAACAAAUUGGCACGUUACGAAGAACAAGGAGAUCUGCCCCAUCGGAAGUAGUGGAGAUGGCCAGUUCACAGACCAAAGAUAAGCCAGCAACUGAUGAACAAAAAGGGCAAGAAUUGAGCGAAAAUUACUCCCAAACACUAACAAUGGUAAAGAGCAGAUCUUUAAGAAGGAAAAACACAGAGGAAGAUAUAAGCUCUAGUAGAGAUACAACUUUAAACUUAAGUGAGACCCCAGAUUCCUCUGAAGGACAGGGUAGAUACAAAACUCGAAGAUCAUCUAAAGGUUUGCUGGCCACUUCUGACAAAACAGAGUCUGAAAUAUCUGAUAGCAGGGACAAUGGACAAAGGCCUAAAAAGAGGCCACGGAAUCAACAAACCAAUGACACGCUCCAAGUUCCUGAGAAGGUUCUGGAUAAGGAUGAUGGUAAUGCUCGUUCUGACAUUUCAAUGGAGAGAUCUACAUCACAGAAUGGGCCUGAUCCUGAACCUAGUUUGGAUAUUUCAGGCACUGACACCAAAGAAUUUGAACAAAAAGACAAAGAGGUCCCUGCAACUGAGAAUGUAGUACAAGAACGGAGUCAAACCGACACCGAAUUAAGAAUGAUAAUGGAUGCAGAUAAAAAGGAUGUGGCAUGUACAUCUAUCAGUCAGAAAGCUGAGGGUGAAGAAACAAAGACGUCUUUACAGAACAGCCCAUUGGUAACUGAAGAUUUAAAGUUGAAGACAGAAGUUUUGCAUAAAUGCCCACAUACAAGAGGGCAGGGCCGUGGACGUAGACGAUCAAGAAACUGUAACUGCUUUAACAACCGUAGCUUGUUCUCGCAGGAAAUUGACUCGCAGGAUCUGAACAAUGAUCAGGUUCCACUUGAUACAAAUGGACUGACAUCCCAAUUGGAGCAGUCCAGUCCUACAUCUUUAUCAGAGGGAGACGAAUGCACUGCAGAUGCAGGUGUUAUCCCAGAUGCUGACAUACAGUUAUCUUCAUCUGAGGUUUUGUCUUCUGAAAGCCCUAUUACAAAGCUUGGUGAUAUUGUUUCUCAGCUGUCUCAUGUUGAGGAAAGAUCAAACCUAAAUUCAUCAAAACCAAUGGGUAACUCGAUCAAAGAGCUUUUUGAAGUCCAGGAAGUAAAGAUGGACCAGUUUGAGGAUUUAGGGUGUGGAGGCAGUCAAAAGGACAUGGAGGAAGAGGACUGUUCAGAAAACGCAUCAGCAAGUCAGGAACCACUUCAGAGUUCAACACCUCAAGACACCUCUCCAAGCAAAGGUCAUCCAGUGGAAGAUGCACCUAAAUGCCAAGAGCAGCUAGAGUCUGCCCAUUUCCAGCAAGAGGAUGCAGUUAUGCCUGCAGAUAAGCAAAGUGAAGGCCUUAUUGUUCCAGAUAAAAAGGAGCUCAUGUCAGAAAACCCAAAUAAAGCACAUACACUUGACAAAGACGCUCCUCUUGUUGAGAGAGAGUGUGAAGACACACAGAUGGACAACCAGGAUCUUCUUGCUGAUGUACAAGAAACUGCCUCUGAUGGUCUUAAAGAGUCAUCAGUGCCUUCACAGAUUAGUACCUCUGAAGUCUGCUUAGAUUCUCCACCCAAACCUAAACCUUUAGAAGCUAUCAGUGGUGAGCUGGAGCCUGGCCAGAGCCCGAGCAGAAGUAGAACUUGUGUAUGGACGCCAUCUGCCUCUCCAUCCACCAGCAUUCUAAAGAAGGGGCAGAAGAGAACUUUUGAUGAGGAUACUCCCUCUCCUAUUCUUAAGUCUCGUCGAGUGUCCUUUGCAACUCCAAUUUACCAUCAAGAAUUAGCUGAUGAUAUUGAUCGACGUAGUCCUGUUGUUCACACCAGCUCACCUAGGUCAAAAGUCUUGAGUGGACAGUCAAAGUAUAUCACUACACCUACGAAAGGCUGUUCAACCCUUAGCCCACGUAACCUCCGUAGCCCUGGAUUCAGAAGUUCUAAAAAAUGCCUGAUUUCAGAGAUGAGCCAGGAACCACGACCUAUUGCUAAGGAUUGUGUUUUUCCUGCACUGGUUGGCUGCUCUGCUCCUGUAGAGGCUGUUUUACCACAGAUAUCCUCCAACAUGUGGCCUCGUGGCUUUGGUCAACUUGUUCGAGCCAGGAACAUCAAAACAGUUGGAGACUUGAGUGCCCUUACCCCUAAUGAAAUCAAAUCACUUCCUAUUCGUUCACCUAAGCUGUCCAAUGUGAGGAAAGCACUUAAAACCUAUCAUGAAAAACAGAGGAAAGGGUGUUCUGAUGAGCUGAAGAGUUUUGACGAAAUGGAAAAAAUUACAUCGGAGCCUGAAGAGAUGGAGUUUCCUCAAAGCCACGAUGAAGAGCAAACACCAGAAGAAUCACCAGAGGCUCAAGAUGACAAACCAUCAGAAGAGGUUGUAGAUUUAGGACAGCUGGCUGAUGAAAGCAAAACUAAAGAUUUGCUAACAGAUGUUAUAGCCCUUGCCGGACGCCUUACUCCAGAGGAACUUAGUUGCUGUUCACCGAACAAGUUGUGCCUGAUGCACGAGCAUCUGAGUGGAAUGAUGAGGAGCAUUGUGACCCAGCUUCAGUCCCGGCUUCUAAGUAAUCCUGACGAUAGCUUGCCAUGAGGACAUUUUCACCUUCAUGAGACAUUUUCCUGAACUCAAGAAUUCAUUUUUAACUUGAAGAUUAACCGUGGACUGCUCAUUCCUCAAAUUUUAGUUGAAUUUUAGACUAGAUUAAAUUCUAAUUAUGCUCUCAGAGAAUAGACUUUAAUGGUCAAUAGACAUUUUCCUUGCUACUUAAGUGUCAAAUACAAGACCAUUAUGAGUUUAAGUGAUUUUAAAGACAAAAAUUGUGUCAGGAUGCCACGAAAUUUUAAUAAGAAUAAA